Saprolegnia parasitica CBS 223.65 is the source of this 1320-nucleotide messenger RNA. RefSeq lists its product as hypothetical. The coding region runs from base 1 to 1119 and encodes 372 amino acids. The transcript is spliced from 12 exons. NCBI's taxonomy places the organism in Eukaryota, Oomycota, Saprolegniomycetes, Saprolegniales, Saprolegniaceae. The record is from RefSeq and is a predicted model, not a curated record.
AUGGCGUUGGCCGUCGAGGCCGGCUCGCGCUUCCUCUUUACGCUCGACACGGCUGCAACGGCGUCUUCGCCCGAGUGCUUCUACGAGCUCCUCGACGCCCGUGCGACGCAGAACCGCCUGCUCUUCCGCUUCGAGCUGGUCGACGCCGAGACGCCUGAUGCAGUGGACGCCUUCAUCCAAACACCCACCGGGCGGCUCGCCAAGGAGUGGACGUUCCACAAGGCUGGACACGUUGCGAUCCAAGUGCGCGAGAGCGGCCUCUACCGCUUCUGCUUUGUGCAUCCAGGUACCAUGGUCGACUCUGCCGUCCAUGUCAUCGACGUCACAGGCUCUGGCUCGGCCGAGAAGACGGUCUUGUACGCCUUUGACUUUCUCCUUGCAGGCACACGCACCUUCACCGUCUAUCCCACCCGGGCCGACACGCUCGGCGUCGUCGCUUCGUCGUCGUCGCUCACUGCCGUGCACUCGCACACGGACCACGAGUCGGUGGGCUACAUGCGAUUCUCGCUCUCCGGUGUCUCCCCCAGCAUCGUCGACGCCAAGACGCGCGUCUACCUCUCGCUCUCGGUCAAGGCCACCGACGUCUCGGAGCUCCAGCUCGCGACCAUCCCUCUCUCGACAGUCCAACAUGGCAGCUGGCAAUCGCACCUCGACGGCGUGGCCAGGGACCACGUCGUCGCGUGUGAAACCGGCGGCAGCGCCGUCUUUGAUAUCACCGACAUUGCCACAGAUGCCAUCAAGCACGGGCAGGCGACGUUGUCCUUGGCGGUGUUUAGCCCGUCCGUAGGCGCGGCAGAGCUCCACUCCAUGUCGCAGGUCGCGGCCGACCACUGGCCGCUCGUGACCUUUGAAGACGUUGGCGCGUCGCUGUGGAUCGAGAUGCUGCAGUUUCGCCAGCGCAUCUGGGACCUCAAAGGCAAAAUCGGCUCGAUCGUGCAACACGAACGCACGAGCCGCAACGGUACGACGUUUCUGUGUCUGUCGCUGCUUCAAUUGGGUCUCGCAGCGGCCGAGAGUGCACUCGCCCGCUUUGUGUACGUGGCGCUGCUCGGAAACGUGGUCCUCAUCAGCAUGGCACUCGCGCAAGUCUACUACGUGCAGAAGUGGUUAGCGUGCUAAGCAUCAAACCAAGUAGCACGAUAGAGUCAACAGACACAUCUCCUUCUCGCCGCUAGCAUCGAGCAUCCCGUAUCGGGACAGACUGUUUCCCAGUGUUUUCCAGCCAACUCGGCGAGUGCCCGAGUCGUCUUUCUUGCAUGUGUCAAGGUGUCGGGCGACAGUCUCGGAUCUCCGUUCCAUCCAACCAUGAUCCAGCACUCG